This is a messenger RNA of Morus notabilis, 894 nucleotides long. RefSeq lists its product as uncharacterized. The transcript has 6 exons. NCBI's taxonomy places the organism in Eukaryota, Viridiplantae, Streptophyta, Magnoliopsida, Rosales, Moraceae. Bases 1 to 663 code for a protein of 220 amino acids. The record is from RefSeq and is a predicted model, not a curated record.
AUGGCCAUUAGUCUGCAUGGAAACACUACAAAUUGGAGCAUAUUAUGUGAAAGGAGAGCAAGUUGGAAUGUCGGUAUUUCGGCUCUUCCACUCCUCCAUAAGAGGGUGAGCGUUUUUGAUGGUUUUGUGAGAGGAUUGUUAGGAGUUCGGCUAGAUUUUUAUUCUAGGAGCAAACCCAAGCAUGUUUUCUUCCUUGGAGAUUCAGCCUCUUCUGGUCAUGGAAAGAUGAUGUCGAAACGAGUAAUACUUACCAUCCCCGGAAGCAGUGGUUCUUCUUCAAACUCCAAUGGCACCAAAGAUGACUCUAAUCAGGAAAAGACACCUUUUGGAUACAAUAGGAAAGAUGUUUUAUUGAUUGGGCUUGGUGUAACUGUUCUUGGCAUUGGCUUGAAAAGCGGAUUAGAGUUUGUUGGAGUCGAUCCUUUACAGGCAGGAAACGUAGUUCAGUUGGUUUUGGUUUUAGGAUUAACCAUUGGGUGGAUUUCAACAUAUAUCUUCAGAGUUUCAAACAAGGAAAUGACUUAUGCCCAACAGCUACGUGACUACGAAAAAAAAGUUAUGGAGAGGCGGUUAGAGGGCCUGUCAGAAGCAGAACUAGAAGCACUGCUUGAACAAGUUGAGGAAGAGAAGAGGCGCCUAGCUAGUGGUGACCAAGUUAAAUAAAGCUCAUUUGCCUUGAUCAUUUAUAGUUUUAUGGUCAUUGAAACUCAUGUACCAUAACAUAGGCUAGUAACUUUAAAAGUGUAAAAAUAGUAAUAUGUACUCUCUCAAUUAUCAGAAGAAAACAUAGACAGUGAAAUUCAGUUCACGAUCUUCUGUCAUGUGCUUUACAAAUGCAAAGAGCUGAGAAUGCCAGAAUGGUCAGAGGUAAUAUAUCAAGUCAUAAGUCUUGAA